UCUGGCAAAAUCCAGUAGUUUGAUCAACCUUUCGGUGUCCGGUUAUUAAAAAAAAAAGUAUCGAAAUUCUAGAGAGAUAAGUAAAUCAAUUGUUUCGGCAUGUCUAGUCUUCAGCGGUCAGCUGGCAGCCCGCAAUCGCUUUGCGGUCCACCGCAAGUGCCACAAAACUAUGUCUAUGGCAGCGGACUAGUUUUCGGUGGCAAUGUGUAUCCUGUUCUGGUGAACGGUUACCCCAUGCAGCCGCCUAUGGUCGCUCAUCAGGUGGCGGGACAGCAGCGCAUUCAGAUGCAACAGCGACCGAGGAGUCCGCAGAUCCCGGGGAACACACCCAUUGUUCUUCCCCAACAGCGGCCAUGUCAGUUAAGUGGCGCCCGCGUAGGGACGCGAUGUCCUGCGCCCCAGAACACGGCCAAACCGAAUCAGGCGAGCUUUGUGAAGUUUCCAGCUCCUGUAGUCAGCCAGCAAAUGCGUAUGCAACAGCAGCAGCAGCAGCAACUGCAGUUGCAGGCGCAGAUUUUCCAGCGACAGCAAAUGCUGGCGGCCAUGGGGAAUUCCUACAGCGAUUGCGGCAAUUACAACCUGCAACAAAAUGCGGGCGAGUCCGAGGGAUGGAGUGGCUACGCCAUGAUGAGUCCCAUGGAUGCAACUAAGCCCUAUUCCUUCGGCUGGGGCCUCACCAAUUGAGGCUCUUCUAGUUGUAUCUGUGGAAAUAUUAUUUAUUUUGAGUUGUAAGGAGUGGAAAACUAAUCUAAUCAAAAUAUGGUACUGAGCUUUCUAAUCAUCCUAAAGGAA
Messenger RNA from Drosophila ficusphila, 792 nucleotides. RefSeq lists its product as uncharacterized. NCBI's taxonomy places the organism in Eukaryota, Metazoa, Arthropoda, Insecta, Diptera, Drosophilidae. The transcript has a single exon. The record is from RefSeq and is a predicted model, not a curated record. Bases 100 to 684 code for a protein of 194 amino acids.